CGUUCAGACCGGACCUGUUUGGUUUGCCCGUUCCUGUUUCGGAUACAACAUUGCAUUUGAGCCAAAGCACGCCAGUCCGCUUUGGUGGCCAAGAUUGCUGCAGUUGGCUGGUGGCCGUGAUACGCGAAAGAAGCUGAUCUUGCGGUGAAUUUUUCGGACUGUCUCUCUGUUUCUCGCGCUCGGUUCCCCGGAACGUCUCUGCGGUUCCUGCAAUAAACGGUCGAUCGCGAGUGCGGUAGAAAAAGCAUAAGAAAUUCAAAGUUUCGAACAGCGUACACAGCGGGGUUUGAGGAUGCUGUUAGGCGGGAUUUGCUGUAAUGCGUUGCGGGUUAGAAUUUAAUUUUUGGAACCAAUUAGAGCUGUCAAGUUGUGCUUGAAGCUUAAGAGAUUGUUUCGUGGUUUUGAGAAAGUGUUUUUUUUUGGUCGGUUUUUGCAAAUCGUGUUCUUCCUGAUCAUCAGUGGAGAGUGGGUUGACCCAAAUUUGGCCUGGAAGUGUGUGACCCAGUCAGUUCGCGGGAGCGAAGAAUAUCUGUAUAUGAUUGAUUAUCACCGCAGGUGUGAAAGAAUGAUUCGUGUUCCCGAAUGAGGUGAAAAUCAACAGUUGAGUGAUGUGUCUUAAUAGCGUCCUGUUAAAAAUGGACGGCAUAAAUCGCCGUGUCAGACUUGGGAGGUGGUGGUCCUUCUCUGGACCGUCUUGCUUGCUGUUGCUACUGUACGGCUUCCUGGUGAUGGCGACUCUGAUGCCAGUUGGAACCGUUGAAGGAGCCCGGAUGAAGCGCAAAGAGUCUAGCUGCUAUUACAAUGGGACCCACUUCAUGGAGGGCUCAAUCGUGCCCACGAAGGAACCCUGCCUCAUGUGCAAGUGCCAGACUAAAACGUUGAUUUGUGCGCUGAAGGUUUGCCCGGAACAACCAAUUCCACCACCUCGAGGCUGCAUCCUUGUGCACAAAAGUGGAGCCUGCUGUCCCUAUCUGCAGUGUUCGAAGCUCCACCUAACUAACAAAAACAACGGUGACCGCAAGAAAAUUCAUUUCCUGGAUUAUUACGAGAAAGCUGCCGAAGAACGGCUAUCCAAUCCGAAUUCACUCCUGAGAAGAUCGGAUGACGAUGAUGUGGAGGAGAGUGGUGCUUGCAUCGUUAACGGUACAGUCUACAAAUCAGGGUCGGCCAUGACAACGUCUUCCUUGUGUUCCUACUGUUAUUGCAUCAAUGGACGGCAGAAAUGUGUCAAACCGAAGUGUGCCUUGCCAAAUCCGCGAUGUGCUCCCAUCUUCAUCGAUUCGGCCUGUUGUCCCAUUCGAUAUGAUUGUACCGGUAAAAUUCCGGUGCACGAAAUUACCUCCACCGUGUCACCGAAUCCGGUGCGACGAAUUAACAAUCGCCACUAUCUGCGAACGGUAGAGCAGAAAAGUUACAAAAACAGUGGCUGUGAAGUGAAUGGGAAGAAUUAUCCGGAAGGUGAAAGAAUUGCUUCCCAAGAUCCGUGCGAAGUAUGUUACUGCAUACGAGGGGCUAGAAAAUGUACACCGAAAAAAUGUGCUCCUGCCAUCAAGGGAUGUACGCCAAGGGUCCCGCGAGGCGAGUGUUGUGCAGUUCGAUAUGAUUGUAAACAAACAUUCGCUCGUAAAAUAGAGGAAGAGGAAGAGUCCUUUGACUUGUUUUCCAUUUUGUUCGGUCCGGAUCCAGAUGAACCGAAACCGGAGAAUAAGACCGUUUCCGAAACACAAGUAACUGAAGCGACUCCAAUCAGUACAACGUCGGAAAAGAGUUUCUUCGAUUUUCUGAAGGCAGGGUUGGAGUUCAUCGACAGUAAUUCGGAUGAUUUGUUGGCAACGAAUUCAUCUGAAACAAAUAAUGAAACUACAGUUACUUCCACCGAACUUGUUCCUACGAGUGAAGGAACAACCGAACUUCAUACGGUGCGAGUAGAGAUUAUUCAGGAACCACAAACAAUCUACAUUGAGAAACCUGACUUCAAUUUCCCUUCGAGAUCUACUAUUCCACCGAUACUAAGAGCUACCGCUGCUCGAAAACCGAUUCCUAGUACAAAGACUCAGAAAUCUACAACUACGACGACAUCGUUAAGUACAACGACCGAAACAACAACACCGUUGCCAAUUUCUACUACCAGCACAACUACAAUGUUAGCACCGACCACAAUAUUAUCGUCGACAACAACAUUAGCAUCGACUACAACAUUAGCAUCUACAACAACAUUAGCGUCGACCACAACCUUGGCACCGUCAACAUCAACAGUUCGAGAAACUGAGACAGAAAACACAACAAUUCCAGUUGAGUUCGAGUUAUCUAAAAGUGAACCUGAUUUCCAAGAUUUAGAAUCCGACUCUCUGCUAAAGGAAAAAAUCAUUGAUAUUUCGAAUUCGCUCGCGGAUCUGGAUUCCUCUGAAUUGUCGACUACAACUAAGCCUUCAGAAGUGUACGUUAGCGAAACGACGGCAACGAACGGUGUAGUCGGAAGUACAACAGAACAAGCUACGGUAUCUUCAUCUGCAUACUCACCAAUGCCAACGAAGAUGACAACGGAACCACCAAUCGAAGUAAUCAUCAAGGUAGACGACACCGCAAACAAAUCAGCUGUCGAAUCGAUUGUUCAAUCGUUACAUGCAAAGAUUGAAAGUAUAGCGAAAACGGAGUUACCAUUGCCUGUUACUACGGGUACCGCCAGGCGACCCAAUGAUAAGUUUGUUGGUUUUGAAACUGAGCAAGAGCCAACGACAACAACCGUCACAACGGUAGAAACAACUACGGCGGGAGUAUCAACGGAAGAAGAAGCGACUACGGAUCAAAGUGAACUGAUCACAACCGAGAUGUAUGAAGUAGAUAGCACCACUUCGGAUUAUGAUUCAGAAGAAGAAACAACGACAGAUUACAAAAGUGAGAGUAUCUCAGUCGAAGAUAUGACUACAACGGAAACCGCUGUGGACACGACUGUUUUGAGUGAAAGUGAAGAAGAAUUGGAAGCAACCCCGAAAGAGGAUUCCGAAGCUACGAGCACCGUUAUGUCAACUACUGCUGUAGAUCAAGAUAAGAUAGAGUUCAAGACUGAAAAUGACAAGGAAGUCGCAUCCGUCGAAAACGUCACGCAAACUAUGACUGAAGUUCCGGUGACGGUGACGACAACUCCCAAAUCUAAACCAGUCACUCAGAAGAACGUGACGAAACCUCUCAUUACCAAAGAGAACAACUUGCUGUCGGCUCUUCUUACGGAGCUGUCGAAUAUCUUCGAAUCGACAAAGAAUGAUUCUGGUAAACAGAAUGCCAAGAACAGAACAGAACCUCGUCCAGUGACACCGAAACCAAUUCCGAUUGGCGAAUUCCAUCGGCCGAGCAGUAUACCAUCGAUACUUGAGUCCGAUAUCAAUAUGGACUACGGGGAACCAACACUUCCUCCUAGUCUUCCUAACCUGAAAAUAAUUCCAUUCCUUCCGGCCGACGCUGUCAAGAAAAACGAAGCCCCGAUUCCACUAGCUAUCCCAUACGAUUUCUACAAGCCGAAUCCUACGAAUUAUCCGAUUAUGACCGAAAAUUACGAACCAUAUGGAAUGCUCAAUGAACACGAAAUGCAUCCGGGAAUUCCUUUCAAACCACCGAAGUACGAUUACAGCUAUGAUCCGUCGCUGAACUAUCCGGCAUUAACGGAGAACUAUGACCUACAAGCAAAGAACAACCAAUACAAAGCCCAUCUCAUCCGGGACAAGCACGAUAUGAUCAACGAUUCGGACUACGAUUACGCGGACACGGACGCCCUGGCCAAGUAUGACAUUCACUCGAAGCAGGAGCUGUUCAAAAAUGAACUGAAGAAGUUUAUCCCGGCCAAGUACGAAGCACCACAGGAAGGAACGUACGUACCGGUGUACGACAAGUAUGGCGUCGGAUAUCCGGAGAAGAAUGUGUACUACUCGAACCACAAGGAAAAGUACGAACCGGUGGUGUACAAGGUGAAGCAGGAAAUCAGCACCGAACAUGGGCUGUAUCGAAUAGAGGAGAAACCGGCGGCGGCAGUGGGAAGUGGAUUUUCGCCGCCAACGAGGACCGAAGGUGGAUUUCUUCCCAAAGAUCACAUCAAAGAGGAAUUUUAUUACGAACCAUAUGCGACUACUGUCGUCCCAAGCGAACAUACCACAGAAGAUCGACCAGUUAAGGUACCGUUCAAUGCAACGGCACUCACGUUUAGAAUAACUCCGGCAAACCCGUUCAUCGACGUGAUUCGAACGGAACCACCGCCGCCACUGAUAAGUCUAAUCGAGGACAAAGAGAAACUGUUUUCCGUGUAUCAUUCGGUUGCAAAGAACAACUACACUUCGCUGGAUGAUCUUCUGGAUAAUGAUAGUGUGGACAGUGCCGAGUUUGACAAACAGAUUAUCUCCAUCACCACGGACGCGAACUACCUUUCCACGAUUGAGAAUUCCGAGGAACACCAGGCUGCUGAAAAUAAUGUAGCCUUGCCCCUGACUGGAUAUGAUCCGGAGAACCUAACGCUUACUAGUUUGGAGUUGGAAACCGAGCACAUCCAUAACACCUCUGAACCGGAACCAAGUGGUAUGUUUAGUCUGGAGAAUGUGUUGAGUUAUUUGUUCCGAGAGGAUGAACCAUCGCAUGCCCACGUGAUCGAAAACUCCAGCACAACAGCUCCCGUCUACAUCGAUGGGGUUCCUCCGUUCAAGACGGCUCCGUCUCGAAUCAGUGGAAUAUACGAUCCGUCGGUAAGUUUGCUAGGCGAUGUUAAACCACCUUCCGAUGAGGAACAACACGAAGGAACGGUUGUGCUGAAGGUCGAAAGCGCCUCGAAUGGUCCCAACGAUUUGUAUCGGCCAUCGUUGAUGGAUCUUCCGUUCUUACCGGCAAACUUCCAUACCGGCGGAGGAGGAACCACCGAGCCAGAAUACAAAAACGACAUCGACCGGUACGGAUACGAUCCGGACGUUGAACACUACCAGGUCAUCUCGGAUGGUCCACCCAACACCAUUCCGCAUUCGGGAACGACCUACGUUGUCAAUCCGGUCGAUAUCAACAAACUGAAGCAACAUCACUCCGAGGGCACGGCGGAGAUAACGAUGAAGUCCAAGGUGUACAGCCUGAAGGACACGGUCGGCAUACUGAAGCUGGCCGGGUGUAACAUCUACGGUCGGAUGUACAGGGUGGGUCGAAUAAUUUCCGAACUGUCCGGACCUUGUCUGGAGUGUAAAUGUACCGAAGUGGGAGUGAAUUGUACGCCACUCAACUGCUGAAGAAAGUGUGAGUUGAUGAGUAUGAGUAGGAAGAGUGCGACGAGUGUGCGCGUGUGAGUAACUGUGAUUCUAGUGAUAUCAAUGUGGUAGCUUUAGGUGGCUUCGUAGGUCAUAGCAAAUAGUUAGAACGAAUCAUCGUUCUAUGUGUCGGCGCUAAUCUAGAGAUAGAUGAAGUUUAAUGAUAUUAU
Molecule: messenger RNA, 5437 nt
Organism: Malaya genurostris
Lineage: Eukaryota; Metazoa; Arthropoda; Insecta; Diptera; Culicidae
Exons: 7
Coding region: 609-5249 (1546 amino acids)
Molecular function (GO): protein binding
Source: RefSeq, a predicted model, not a curated record